This is a messenger RNA of Glycine soja, 1648 nucleotides long. RefSeq names its product ATPase ARSA2-like. Gene Ontology annotation, molecular function: ATP hydrolysis activity; ATP binding. Gene Ontology annotation, biological process: post-translational protein targeting to endoplasmic reticulum membrane. Bases 316 to 1380 code for a protein of 354 amino acids. The transcript has 7 exons. Gene Ontology annotation, cellular component: GET complex. NCBI's taxonomy places the organism in Eukaryota, Viridiplantae, Streptophyta, Magnoliopsida, Fabales, Fabaceae. The record is from RefSeq and is a predicted model, not a curated record.
AAAAACACAGUAUAUUCGAGUAAUUGAUGAGAUCAAGAUUUGGAUUCGUUGCUUACUCUGGAGAAAAAAACAAUCUGAACCCAAAUUCGCAGGUCGUUGAAAGUUGAAAUCCAAGGAGAAACACAAAAGAAGAAGAAGAAAAAGGAAGAAACCAGCGUCACAUCAUCGUGGUUCUGCAAAAUAUAUUUUUCUUUUUGGGUGAAUAAAUAAAGGGUUGUGCGUGGUGGUGUUUUGUUGUGUUUGUGAGUAUCUGAAUCCGCGCAGUUAGGUUUGUGAUUGAUUGAUUGAUCAAUCAAAGAGAGAGAGAGAGAGGGAAUGGGAGAUCAAGUGGAGGGAACGGUGCAGAACGUUCUGGAACAGGAGACUCUGAAGUGGAUCUUCGUUGGUGGCAAAGGCGGCGUCGGCAAAACGACAUGCAGUUCAAUCCUCUCCAUUCUCCUCGCCACCGUUCGCUCCUCCGUCCUCAUCAUCUCCACCGACCCCGCCCACAACCUCAGCGACGCCUUCCAGCAGCGUUUCACCAAAACCCCCACUCUCGUCAAUGGCUUUUCCAACCUCUACGCCAUGGAGGUGGAUCCUACUGUUGAGCAUGAGGACAUGGGUGGCGCUGAUGGGAUGGACUCCUUGUUCUCCGAGCUCGCCGGCGCGAUUCCCGGGAUUGAUGAGGCCAUGAGCUUUGCUGAGAUGUUGAAAUUGGUGCAGACAAUGGAUUAUUCUGUUAUUGUAUUUGAUACUGCUCCCACUGGCCAUACACUCAGACUAUUGCAAUUCCCAUCGGUUUUAGAAAAGGGUCUUGCAAAAGUGAUGUCUUUGAAAAAUAAAUUUGGUGGUUUGUUUAAUCAGAUGACCCGCAUGUUUGGCAUGGGUGAUGAUUUUGGAGAUGAUCAAAUUCUUGGGAGGCUUGAAGGCAUGAAGGAUGUAAUUGAACAAGUUAAUAAGCAAUUCAAAGAUCCGGACAUGACAACCUUUGUCUGUGUGUGCAUUCCUGAAUUCCUUUCUCUAUAUGAAACAGAAAGAUUGGUUCAGGAGCUUACAAAGUUUGAAAUUGACACCCACAAUAUCAUCAUCAAUCAAGUAAUCUUUGAUGAUGAAGAUGUUGAAUCCAAGUUACUUAAAGCAAGAAUGAAAAUGCAACAGAAAUAUCUGGACCAGUUUUACAUGUUGUAUGAUGACUUUAACAUUACCAAGCUGCCACUGCUCCCAGAAGAGGUUACUGGGGUUGAAGCUCUGAAAGCAUUUUCAAGACAUUUUACAUCACCAUAUCAAGCCUUAUGCAGUAAAGGAGAUCCAGUAGAACGGUUGGAGAGUAAAGUAUCAGCAUUACAGCGCCAGUUACACGAGGCUGAAGAAGAGUUGGAGAGACUCAAAAGUGGCAAUUAGGUUUGAUGGUAUCCAUUCAUGAAUAAUGUCAUUGUAUGCCUUUUUGGUUCACAUUAUUUUUUAGCUUAAAUUUGAUAAAGCAUCUUUUUCUUUGUUGGGCUGCCAACACAAGUCAUUCCCUAUAUGCUUUUUAUUUAAUUAUUGUCACAGUGAGCUUUCUUAUAACCCCCCAAAAAAUAUUGCUGAGGUUAGUCUAAUUUGUUUCAUGAAUAUUCUUUACUUGUAUCUUUCAUAUUAUGAGUAGAAUAGUUUCUUAUCAAAUAUUCUU